AGAAGGGAAGAAGAAAAAGAAACGAAAGACGAUUAAAGAGAAAAAUAAACCCACCUGUGAGCAAAAGAAAAGAGGACAUCCAAGCACACCUUCCCAUUCUGAUGACUCGGCAUAGGAUCUACUCUGUAGUCCUAAUCCUUCAUCCUUGCGCAGAUCAACAGCUGUUCGGCUUGGAAAGUGAAAACCAACGCGACCCAGUUCAGCAGCUUCUUGUACACGGUGAGAUCAGAUCAGGUCAGAUCAGAUCGCCCUGGUUUGUGACUCCAGCUCAUUUGUUAAAUGAAUGUCGGAUGUUGGAGAGCAUGGCAGAGAGCAAAUUGAUCUUCCAUGCCCAGGAGGUGAUGGAGGAGAGAGCCGUCCUGCGCCUUACAUCCGCCUGAUCGACACAUGUUGUGCGUCCAUGGAUACCUGCACCGUCGCCCAACAGGUGGAGAGCGUCGAGCGGAACAUCGCAUUCUUGCAAAAAGAGCAUCAGGUCCUCCUGACUGGCCUGCGCCUGGAGAUCCGUCACCUGAAGAAGAGAUGUAAUGAUCUGAGCUGUGAACUGAGCAAAAGCUCUCCUGAGAGAAACAGAGAAGAUAUAGUAGCUGAGGAGGAGUUUCUUCAGGCUCGCUUAUUGCAGACGGAACAUAACCUGGCCGAACAGGAGUGCUCGCAGCGGGAGCUAAAAGCCAAGCUCCGGCACAAGGGGGCGCAAGCGAGCGCUCUGCAGGUGCGGCUGCGCGAUGAGGAGCGACGCUUUUUGGAGGAGCUGAAGCGGCGCAGUCAUAAGAUCACGGCGCUUAGCCGCGAUCUCCACAAGCAGACCGACAUCGCUGCCCAGCUCACUUUCCAACUACACUCAGCACGCUUCCGCCUUUACCACCAGGCAGAGGAAGAAGAUGACGAGGAGGAAGGCGAAAGAGACAAGAAGGGUCCAGGCUGUUUGUCAAGCUCUCCACAGGUCUCAACAUCCAGAGCUGAAGCCAGACAUCGUAGCCACUGUUCAGCACGAUUGCGAAGGUCAGAACGAGUGAGGGAAUGUGUGCCACAGGAACGCAUACUGGGGCCGGAGAAGCCCCGCCCAAUGCCUGACCCCACCCUCUUCCUGUAUCCCUUCACACAAAGGCUUCUCCCUCUGCACAUAUCACUGGGAGGGCACUGUGGAGAGGGGGAUUCACAAAGGCGGAUGGGUAGAUUACGGACCCGAGCAAUGAGAGAGGACACCGGACCAGAGACUACAGAUUUAUAGUGCGACAGUGGGAUAGAGACUGAUUAGUUGCACUUUAGUUCACUUGUAUAGUCUAUAGCAUUUCUUACUGCAUCUUUACUACUCAUUUGAGCAGUGACGGCUCGUCCAGGUUUGGGCAGGUAUGGCUGAGCUCCACCAUUUACAAUAUAUCAGCCGUUCAACAAAUGUUAAUCUAUGUAAAGUCCUCAUUCACAACUCCAUACAUUUUGAAUUCAGUUGAAAUACCAAUCACCGUUUUUGAGUGCCCAAUGAUUUAAAAUAAAAAUAAAAAAACAAACAAAACGUAGCUAUUUACAGAUAUUUUCCCCGUUUAGCUCUAUAAGAGUUAUUAAAAUUUGGCCUAGUGGUCAAAAUGGGAACUGCGUCGAGCACUAAUAAAAGCCCAUUGGAGUGUGAAUCACACUGCCCCAUGCCCACGCUGUGAACAUUUUCAGUGGAGGAGGAGCGACAGACAGGACAGUUAAUGACAGGGUUGUCAGGGUCAUGGUUUUUAUGCCGAAUCGCAGCGGUUAAAUAUACUGUGCGUCCACCAGGAUCUCGUUUCAAAUCCAAAUGAAAUCUAAUAAACGUCUCAAAACAAAGGCGAGGUGUAAGCGCAGACAGUGUGUCUACUGUAUGACUGUAAGAUAUUUUGCAAGGAUUGGAAGAGGGAAAGACGGAUUAUAGAGUGGAUAAUGUCUGUACAUCAGAAAUGCGUGUGUACAGUACCGCAGUGACCUUGUUUUCCACACAAAGGCUGAAAAAAAAAGAAGAAAAACAUGCCUCCUUUUAAUAAUGUUCAAAUUUCUUUGGACUAGUUUCAGGACUUUUGUGUGUGUGUUUUGAGAUGUAUGUGGACUGGGAUUUUUUCCCUGAAACCUGGCAACCCUUAACGAUUAAUGAUAUUAGCUCUUCGGGAACCUCACAUGCUGUGUGGAUCACAGUUGAACUGACGUAUGUAUAGACGUAUGUAUAUGCUGGAUGUUCUCGUCUCUUACCUGCCUCUUACCGGACAUUACAGGGUGUAGGGUUUCUUUAAAAAGUCACUAGAUACUGUAGUAGCAUGAGUCAAUUGUGAUAGCCUCUUGACAUAAUUGUGCCUGACGUUAUGUCGUUAUUAACAUAGUCCUGCAACACCAAAACCUAUGAUCACAAGCCGCCGCUGCUGUAUUGGGGUGAUCAGGGUGGCUCACUUGUCCUUUCUCUAGUACAGUGAUGUUUAACCAAUACAAAACAUACAUACAGUAAAGAAUGAAGUAGUCAGUACUCUCAUACAGGUGUUCAGCUGUUCCAUGUCGUUGACCUGCAGUUAGCUAGUUAGACGUGUCAAUGAAGUAGAAGGUUUCACUCUCUCUCAGGCUGGUAUCUAUUGUAUUGUGAGUACAAAUCGUAUGCACUUAACACCAGAAGAAAACUGAGCCGACUCUGUAGAUCUGUACAAUUGUUGAUCAUGACAAACGUAUUUGUCCACAGAUGACACAGACACUACAAAUCACCAAAUGUUAACAGCUUUUGUUCGUUUAUUUAUUUAUUUAUUUAUUUUUUAAGAUUAACAAGCCACUUGAACAGUUAGAGUUUGGAUACCGAACAAACAGGAGUGAUGUAUAAGACAUAUGAAUAAAAAGA
This is a messenger RNA of Ictalurus punctatus (channel catfish), 2836 nucleotides long. RefSeq names its product coiled-coil domain containing 92Bb (gene ccdc92bb). The record is from RefSeq and is a predicted model, not a curated record. The transcript has 6 exons. NCBI's taxonomy places the organism in Eukaryota, Metazoa, Chordata, Actinopteri, Siluriformes, Ictaluridae. Bases 284 to 1231 code for a protein of 315 amino acids.